AGUCCCGGAGGGGAGCCGGCCAGAGUGUGCUGGCUGGAAAGGGGGCGGAGUGCGCGCAGUCAGAGCUGCCGUCGCCGCCGCAGUCUGGGCUGAGCCACAGGAGGCGGGAGGGAAGCGCAGGGGCGGCCGCGGCGUCGCCAGGCCACCGGGGCGAUGCGGGAGCCGCGCUGAGGGCGCGGGCGGCGGCGGAGCGGGAGCGACCCGGCCUGCGGAGCAGCAGCGAGUGCCCUGCGCCCAGCACCUCCGCGCCCUGCUCCGUGUGCCCGGCGAGGCGGCGGCGCAGCCCAUGUCCGGCGCGGGUGAAGCCCUGGCUCCCGGGCCCGUGGGGCCACAGCGCGCGGCCGAGGCGGCGGGCGGAGGCCGGCGGGGCUCCCCGGCCCAGGAAAAAUGUAAUAAGGACCAAACUGAGAAAGAUGUAACUCAAGCUACCAAUAGACACUUAACAUAUGGAGAGACUCAAGACCGGUCCUUGUGGGGAAAUUCUUCAGAUGGUGAACUUGUCAGAACCCAACCUCAGCGCUUGCCUCUGCUGCAGACUUCAGCACAGGAACUCGGUGAAGAGGAAAUAGGCAAGAUAAAGAAAGAAGGGCAAGCAAGUCUGAGCAAUGGCAAUGGAAUUCACCACGGGGCCAAACAUGCCUGUGCAGAUAAUCACAAACUUUCAGCUCCUGUUUCUCAAAAAAUGCAUAGAAAAAUUCAAUCCAGCUUAUCUGUAAAUAAUGAUGUCAGUAAGAAGACCAAAGUAAAUGCUGCCUUUUCCCAAAAGACAGGCUCUUCACCUGAAGAUUGUUGUGUCCACUGCAUCCUGGCAUGCCUGUUCUGUGAAUUCCUGACGGUCUGCAACAUUGUCCUGGGACAAGCCUCCUGUGGCAUCUGCACGUCAGAAGCCUGCUGCUGCUGCUGUGGCGACGAAAUGGGGGAGGGCUGUAACUGUCCGUGUGACAUGGAUUGUGGCAUCAUGGAUGCCUGUUGUGAAUCAUCGGACUGUUUGGAAAUCUGUAUGGAAUGCUGUGGGAUUUGUUUUCCUUCAUAAAUAUUUAUCUUUUGUUUGUGUUAAAACUGGAGAACAUUUUAAAAAUUUUCUUUGAAGAAAUUGAAAAACACAUGGUAAGAUUCUAUUGAAACAACUCAGUAUUUGCACUGUUAACUCAUUAUUUUUAAGUAUUCUCUGAAACCCUUUUUUUCCCCACCAAUCUACAUGGUUUAAUAUGUGAAAUUUUAACUAUUUUCACUGAGCUUGGAAACUUCUUAAUGGAUUACAGUAACUGAAGUACAUUUUCACACACACACACACACACACACACACACCAAACAUGUUAAAUGCGUCCUCUUUGUAUUGAUAUUUCUAUUUCUCCUAACCAUUCCCAGGAGUGUGUUGCUCCAAACAUAUUAUUUCUCAGUGGGUAUUUAAACCAGACUACUUAUUUUUUAUAUUUAUCUACUAGAGGUUAAAAGUAAGCAUAUUUAGUUCAAACAUUGGGAAACAAACUCACACCAUACCUUGGACACCCAGUGUUGCUCUCCCUACUCUUUUCUCUACAUGCCCCACUGGUUCAAGAGUUGCUGAGUGCCCAUUCUGGCUGUUUUCUCAUCUAGGCUUCAGAGGACAAGUAUCCUUCCACCCUUGUGCAUAGCAGCAUUCAGUGUGGCAGAGGAAAGAGACCGUUAAGAAACAAACUAAGCUAAAACCUAUAGGUGAGCAUUAUGAGGAAGAAAAACACAAAAGUCCACAUAAAUAAACAGAGAGGAACCACCAGAAUAUUGAAUAUCAGGGAAAACGAGUGUCUGAGCAGACCUCUUAGAAUGAGUGAUCCAUCUGCUACUUAUAUGAAUUAUUUAGAUUUAGGACAAAGUUUUAGGUGGACAACCUGAACUGUGUGUGCCUAUAAUCAGUUUGUAUAAGAAUACAUUCAGUGCACUUCAUUUUAGUUGUAGGAAUACAAAUUUUUUAAAAUAAAUAUUUAAAUUAGCCCAAAUAAGCACCUUAAUAUGUAUAACUUAAAUGUCACAAUAAUUUUUGAUGAAAAUAUAAUAUCUUGUACAAAUAGCUAUAUUUCAUAAAAAAUGUGGACUACUUUUGACAAAUUUCAUUGAAUGGGAGAUAUUUUAAUAUUAAAAUUCCACUAUUCUGAUUUUGAUUUUUCGAAGGCUUGCUUUUAUUUUGAGAGCUUCAAGUCUGCUGGAAAAAUGGUGUUGUCUGCUUAUUUUGGUUUGUUUCUUAACGAUGAUUAUACUUCAUAAAGUUAAUCUUGGAUGCAAACCAUUCUUUCCAAUGUAUGAGGAACCCUGAUAUCUACUAGUUUAACCAAAUUAAGUAUUGCAAUUUUAAGUUAAAUUAAGCCCAUAUAGCAGGUAAUAAAGUUUCCUACAUGUAAAGAAAUGUCAAUCGCAAAAGUAAUUAUAUAGUUACAGAGUCUUAAGUAUCUAUAGUUCAAAUGAACAUAUAUGCCCUAUAUGUUCUCCUGUGAAUUUGAUCUCUCCAAAAUUGUAGUUCGGUUUUAUUCAAUGCAAUGCCUUGUAGAAAUUUUGAAACUAGGAUUAACGGUAAUUUUCAAUUUUUCUGGGUGAUUAUUAAACUGAUAACAAUAGUCAUAGUUUUAGGAAGCCUUAAAUAAACUUAAACUUUUAAGAGACUUUUCAAACUUGAAUCAUGUGAAAACUUAUGGUUUUCUUUUGAGAUGAAACCUAGUUUCUAUUUAUAAUAUUAUUUAAGGGCUUAAAAGAGAAAAAAAUGUUAGCAGACUCAGAUUUCUCUUUUAGUGCCAUUUCCAUACACACACACACAGACACACACACACACACACACACACAACCUUUAAAUUAUUUGAUUUAAAUACAAUUUCAGUAUACAGGGUUUUUUUUCUUCCUCUUCUAAAGAAUAUCUUUGAUUUCUUACAUAAAAUAUGAUGAGAAUCUGAAUAUUGAUAUAUACCCAAAAUUAACUUAUGCUUGUAUAUUAGGAUACAAGAAUAGCAUCUGUUUAUAGACCCAUAGAACUUGCUAACAACCUGGAAUUGUUAGAAAUUUGACUAAUUUUUAUCUGCAGAAAUUUUCAAUUAAGUGGUUUGUCUGAUAUUUAAGUAUAUCCUUCUACUCUUUGCAAUGAAAAUAUUAACACAUUUGAAAUAAGGUUUCUCUAUAACAGAGAACAUUAGUGGAUACCAGAAUUUUAUUUUCAUACUUACACAUUGAAUACUUUUCUUGAUUCGUCUACUUCAGGCAGUCAUUCCUUAAAGUUUCUUGUAUAAUUAAAAAGUAAAAAGAAAAAAGCAUAAAAGUAGGCAAAUGUGAAAAUAGUUUCAAUAUAUUUUAGUAUUUCUGUAUGUUAAAUGUCUUAUUGAAUUAUGUGACCAUCAUAGCUAAGUGCAGUUAUAUAUUUCACCUCUUUUUAAAUGUGGAAACUUGAUCUUAAAUAUUUUUAAACUGGAUCUGUAUUAUCAUGAAUAUAAUAUUUUAAAA
Molecule: messenger RNA, 3459 nt
Organism: Heterocephalus glaber (naked mole-rat)
Lineage: Eukaryota; Metazoa; Chordata; Mammalia; Rodentia; Bathyergidae
Gene: Mdfic
Product: MyoD family inhibitor domain containing
Biological process (GO): negative regulation of DNA-templated transcription; positive regulation of viral transcription
Cellular component (GO): nucleus; cytoplasm
Molecular function (GO): transcription factor binding
Source: RefSeq, a predicted model, not a curated record